AUGCGAUGCGACGAAUCACCAGGACAGUGCCAGAACUGCAGGGCGGCUGGGUGGAACUGUGAAGGCUAUGACUUAGGCCGAUUGCCCAAAGGACGCACCCGCUCCGAGACUGUCAGCGUCAAAGCGCAGCCCAGACCGGCAUUGGCAAUGACCUCUGACGAGCAAAGAUCAUUUUCCUACUUCCAGCAUCACUCCAUCGUCAACCUGACCGCUCUGUGGGUCUCCCCGCUCUGGCAGCAACAUGUCCUACAGAUGUGCCAUGCAGACCAGGCCGUCUUCCAUGCGGUCAACAUGCUCAGCGCGGCGCAUCAGGCGUCUGAGCUGCGCAAUAUGCGGGCUCUGGAAGGGUUGAGUCAGAGCCAUCGGGUCUGUCAGUUCUCCCUUCAGCAGUCUGUUCACGCGAUCUCUCUGUUGAAUCAACGGUUGUCCUCGAACGAUCCGGAGGUGCGCCAGAUAGUUUUGCUGUGUUGUCUCUUGUUUGUGCUGUCCGAUGUCUUCCUGGGACGGUAUGAGAGUGCACGGGGGCAUCUUCGGUAUGGCUUGCGUAUUAUAAAGGAGAUGGAGCGUACAGAAAUUGUAUCAAGAGUCGAGCCGUCCUUGGUCGCCGCAUUCCGGCGAUUCGAUCUUCAAACAGACAUUUACCUCACCGGACGCCAGGUUUUCUGCUCCAAUCAUCCACCUCUCAUCCAUGAUGGGCCGGUUGAGCCUUAUAGUACAUUUUCCCCGGCACAACCUGCACUGGCCGAACUGCUGGGGUCGGGCAUCGCCUACAUCACAACCUGCCUGAGUCUCUCCGACAUCGAUUUCCUCGCCGAUUAUGCGUCUCUUUCCCUUGAGCAUGCACGAUCUUCCUCCCAGCUUAGCCAGGCCACUCAGCAAUUCAAGGUAUUUUGCCAGCAACGUCUCCCAACGCUAAAUGCACAAGGCACAAGAAGCCUUGACCUUCUUCGACUCUUCCUCAUGAGUCAAGCCCUUUGUCUCAAGAUUACCAUGAGCAUAGAGCCCCUCCCUGAUUACCUUCUGCCUGAGACACUUAUCGUCCUUGAAGCCCAUGAAGCGUUCAUCGCUCGGUACCCAGACCUUCCCAUGUUCACCGCUGACCAUGGUGUUAUUACGACGAUGUACGUUCUCGCAACGCGAGCACCGACCCUGAACGCCGGGUUACGCGCAGUGAAUGUUUUGCGCGCAUGGCCACACUAUGAGGGUCUCCUUAACUCCAGCCUCGUAGCAGCAGUUGCUGUGCGUGCGCUGAGAGAGCAGUUUGGAGCGAGUGAAGUCGAGAUUGUGAUGUCGGAGGAAGAGAUUCUCUUCCUACGUCAAUCGUAA
This is a messenger RNA of Aspergillus mulundensis, 1326 nucleotides long. RefSeq lists its product as uncharacterized. The record is from RefSeq and is a predicted model, not a curated record. Gene Ontology annotation, molecular function: DNA-binding transcription factor activity, RNA polymerase II-specific; zinc ion binding. The transcript has a single exon. Bases 1 to 1326 code for a protein of 441 amino acids. Gene Ontology annotation, biological process: regulation of DNA-templated transcription. NCBI's taxonomy places the organism in Eukaryota, Fungi, Ascomycota, Eurotiomycetes, Eurotiales, Aspergillaceae.